Symbiodinium sp. CCMP2592 is the source of this 3825-nucleotide messenger RNA. The record is from the annotation of a GenBank genome assembly. Lineage: Eukaryota; Dinophyceae; Suessiales; Symbiodiniaceae.
AUGCGAUCUCGGCAGAGAGGAGAAAACAAACAUGUGUUGCGCAUCGGAAAGCCAGACUUCGGUGCAAGAAGUUUGCAGGCUGCCGACUUUGCAGCGCCUUGUGACCUUCCUGGUCAUGCAAGCCUGUGUUUGCACUACAAGGCAGCAGCACCAGCGCAAAUUAUUCGCAGCACGCAGUUGCUCUCAAGGACCCGGAAUGGGCAGCUCCAGUUGCCAGAGAUCUUCCUAAGGCAUCCUGCAGAUCUGGAGGAUGAGGAGGCCUUGAGGCAGCUGUUCCAGUCUGCAGCGGCUGGAAGCAAAGGCCUCCGCAAAAAGGAGUUCGCCGUCCUCUGCCAGUCUCUCCUGCACAUCGACCUCGAGUAUCGAGAGUUGGAGCGAAUCUUUGAGCUGGUGGUGACCUCUGAAGGGCGCCCAGUCAUGACGGAGGAUCACUUCGUGAAGACAGUUCAGCGACGUUUCUUCUUGCGGGGCAUCCGACGGGUGGUGCAGCUUCCGGACGCGCAGCACCCGUCACUACCCAAGAACUUCAACCUGGACAUGGACACGGCAGCAAACCAUCGAUCCGACACAGAUCCAUUCGUUGGUCCUUAUGCGAAGAUACGAGCGACGCGCGAUCACGUGUACCAUGGGCGCUACACGGUUGAUCGCCAGACUUGGCAAGACAGUGUCAUAGACACAGUUGUUCAAAGGACAGUGGAACAGGCACGCCCCAGGAUGGUUUUCACCUGUGGUGCAAUGGGUGUCGGUAAAGGCUACGCAUUGGCCUGGAUGUCCCAGAAAGGUAUAUUCCCUUUGGAAGACAUCGUGCACAUUGAUCCGGAUCACUUCAAGCAGGUGAUGCCUGAGUGGCCGGCAUUUCUUGAGUAUGGGCGCGAGAGAGGGGAUCCUGACAUACCCGGCAACCGCUGUCACCGCGAGAGCUGCUACAUGCAAGAGCUUGCAUUGGAAGAGUCGAUGCGGCGAUCGCAGCACAUUUGGGUUGACGGAUCUUUGCGCAAUGCAGAGUGGUUUGUGAAAGUCUUCAGCGACAUUCGCUUGCGCUACCCAGCAUAUCAGAUUGCGAUUUUCAAAGUCACGGCGCCGGAAGCGGUUAUCCGGAAGAGGGUCUCUGAACGUGCCAAGCAAACCGGCCGAAGCAUUCCUGAGAGUAUGCUGGUGGCAAGCAUUGGAGCUGUUGAAAGGUCUGUGCUGAUGUUGACUCCGCAUGCAGACUUCUUGGCCAGCAUUGACAACUCGGAAUCCACGCCGAAGCUGCAGUACUUCGCAGCAGUUGACCGCUCAGGCGACUGGCAACGCAUUGCGACGAGAUUCGCGCAUAUUCUGCCCGCAACAGAUGCGUUUCCAAAGAAGCUCUCACCAUUUUUCGUUUCGCAACUGGAAGUCUGCCCAAAGUUGGAGCUCCAGGAACCCCUGAAAUGCCGCACCGACGGUGUGAACAGUUGCCAACACGGCACUCUGAUCAUGCGUGGCCUACACUUCGAAGUGAAGCUGUCCCCGUCAAUCCGUGUGACUCUGGAUCCCGAGACGCGCCGUGUUGCGAACAUCCACAAGGACGCUGUCGCGGUGGCGUAUCUCCAUCCACUAUCACAGGUUUCCGAGGCAGGAAUGGCAGAGCUGAGCUACUCCGAACGCCAGGUGCUCAAUUUGGGCGCCUUUGCCAACUUCAACCUGGAAGAUCAGUUGGUGGCUGUAAAUUCCGUGGCCUCUACUACACAGCAGCGUCAGCCUGCACUGCUGGAGUUUGGCUCCGCCUAUCCCGUGUCCGAAGAAGAGGCAAAGUCUCUGCCCCAAAACAGAUGGGCACCACUCACGCUUCAGCACAUGAGGGAGGCUGGCGGUCAAAGGUUUGCAUUCAUCACGCCCCUGGAGAAGUUGGCCAGCCGCCGGGUGAGUGCCAAUAGUGGAUUCUUGUUCGAAAUCCUGUCGCAAGGCCACAACACCUUCCUCAGCAGCGACACUCGACGAUGCGAGCGGAGGUUCUUUGCGCUUCAGUAUGUGCUGAGAGUAGACGUUGCUAUUCCUCCGGACGUGUUGGGCAUGACGUCUCGCUCGCCAUCGUACAAGGUGGACCACAUCGGGCGGACGGUUAAGUCUACGAAGCUCCGCCACGCCUGGACGUUGUACCUCUGUGAGGCGGAGGUCAAGGUGGAAUUGGAGCACAGCCGGCUGACUGGUAAAAAGAAGGUUCUGGUUGACGGGAAGCUGCUCUUCUCCACCACAGACAAAAACCUGCACUGGUGUUGGGAACAUCCAGAUUCCAAAGCUCGAAUCACAUUGAACUCGGAGAACGGCAAGCACGUCCUAAGAUGUGAGGAGCCCGAGAUUGCAAAAUGCGCCAUAGAGGGGGAACCAGACAGAUACCCAGCUGUGGAGCUUUCCAGCUUGGCGCCCGAGACUUGCGUCACAGAGCCUGUGCUGGAAGAGGCUUCAAUGCAAGGAGAGGAAACCGCAGACAACGAACUAUUCUCCUCUGGGUAUUCGGACAGUCCUGUCAGACAAAAUCUUGCAAGCAAGUACGCCAAUUGCGAGAACGACCUGCAGGACUACGAUGCCGAGAUCGCAGAGGAGGCCAAACCCUCGGUUCCGUCGUACCUUGUGACGCGGCCUCAGCGAAAAGGUGCUCUUCAGGAGAUAUCCGCGGAGACUGCGCGACUAAACGCCUUGCUCGGUGUCAAGGAUGCGCAGAUCGCUGCUUUGCAAGAUGAGCUGCGGAGGUGUGCCGUGGGGAGAGAGGCCAGCGGGCCUAUUGAGGCGGUGCCAACGCUCGAGAUGGAGGUUACAGUGCCCGUGCCCGUAAGCCCCAUUCAGAGGCUGGAGGGCCCAUCGCCGUCGCCACAACGGUCGCCACAGCUGCCGCCUCCGCAGCUUGUUGCAAGCGUAGCCUCGGAGCACUUCCUGGUUGCAGAGCUGCCGUCAACUCCGGUUCUUUAUCCCAAGGCCGCCAACGGAGACUCAGAGGGUGUGCGGAGACACCAGUCCCCGCACGCGAAGGCUGUGAAUCCGCUGGACCAAGAGGAGCUGGAUGUGACCCACCGGCGAGGGCCCGCUGCGCCCGCUGCCGCUCACAUUGCUCCGCUUGCUCCGGCGCCUGGAGCACAGGCGUGCGUACAGGGCCCAUGCAUGACUCCGCCUCAGCCCUCUCCAUUUCUGGGCCAGCGCUACGUUUCGACGCCGCGGCGGUGCGCUGGACCGAUGCAGGGCGGCACGGCAGCAGCGGAGCAGCGUGUUGGAGACGGAGCUCGAGGGAGAGCUGGCAGCAUGCCUCCCGUACACUGGGCCUCUCCUGGGCCAGCGUGGCAUGUGGAGCCGAAUGCUCGUUCUUCCGGAAGGCACGGACGAAGCUCGGCGCCCCCUCAGAACGCUCGGAGCGUUUCCGUACAGCCACAGCCUUGCUGGAGCCAAAGGAGCCGCACACCUGGGCGCGCGACGCGAUCAAUAACGCCCAGACGGGAUGCACGACAGACGCAGGCGCAGCCCCAGGCACCUGUCUUCCAGAUGCCACCAACCCGAGCAGCGCCGGCGGUGCCUGCAUUACAAGGUUGCCCACCACCUUGGCAGCCCCUUCCGCACUGGGCGGGUCCCAAUGCGCCCGGGCCCGGCGGCCCACAUGGCCCUGGCCAUCCUGGCUGCCCUGGCUGCCCUGGCUUGCUGCCAGCCGUGCUGCUUGGACCCCAAGUUCAAGGGCCACUGGCAGGCAACGUGCCGGUGAUGGCCCAUCCGUCAGUGGUGCAGGGCGUGCGCUGCAGGCUGAAUCAGGUGGGCGCCAUGGCUGGGAUUGCCCCAGACUUAAGGCUGAUGCCGCAGCCCAGACCGGUACAGUUGUAG